AUGAUCUUUGCCGUCCGUCAACUGCACAUGAAAGGCCAGGAGAUGCGGACCCACCUCUCCUCUACUUUCGUGGAUCUGACGAAAGCCUUCUACACGGUGAACCACGAAGGACUGUGGAAAUCAUGCAGUAACUUGACUGUCCACGAACGACUCACCCAGAUGGUGUGUAUGCUCCAUGAUGGCAUGAUGGCUCGAGUCACGGAGAGUGAAGCUGUCUCCGAGACAUUCACUGUGACCAAUCAACGGAUGCCCUUCCAGUCGCGAGUAUCCACAACUGCCGUCCGUAUACUUCUUUUUUUCGACGACCACGUCCUCAACGCCACCUCGGAGGGAGACAGACAAAGGAGCAUGUACCUCUUCGCCGCCUCCUGCGACAACUUCGGCUUGGUCACCAACACGGAGAAGACGGUGGUCAUGCAUCAACCGCCACCCGACGUUGCCCCGAUCUCCACUACAACACCAAACUGA
This is a messenger RNA of Spirometra erinaceieuropaei, 468 nucleotides long. The record is from the annotation of a GenBank genome assembly. NCBI's taxonomy places the organism in Eukaryota, Metazoa, Platyhelminthes, Cestoda, Diphyllobothriidea, Diphyllobothriidae.